This is a messenger RNA of Diceros bicornis minor, 2841 nucleotides long. It is a transcript of the gene TMBIM6, whose product is annotated as transmembrane BAX inhibitor motif containing 6. NCBI's taxonomy places the organism in Eukaryota, Metazoa, Chordata, Mammalia, Perissodactyla, Rhinocerotidae. The record is from RefSeq and is a predicted model, not a curated record. The transcript has 10 exons. Gene Ontology annotation, cellular component: mitochondrial membrane. Bases 119 to 832 code for a protein of 237 amino acids. Gene Ontology annotation, molecular function: enzyme binding. Gene Ontology annotation, biological process: cellular response to unfolded protein; negative regulation of apoptotic signaling pathway; negative regulation of RNA splicing.
CGCAGGGUAAAGAGUCUGGGGCGGACCCUGGGAGAGUCAGAAGUACAUCCGGUGUUACAAGAGCUGUGUGGGCUCUUCACAGGUGGAGCUGAGGCUGUGUCCCACAGACUCUGGCAUCAUGAACAUAUUUGAUCGGAAGAUCAACUUUGAUGCUCUUUUAAAAUUUUCCCACAUAACCCCGUCGACACAGCAGCAUCUGAAGAAGGUGUAUGCCAGUUUUGCCCUCUGUAUGUUUGUGGCGGCUGCGGGGUCCUAUGUCCAUGUGGUCACUCGUUUCAUUCAGGCUGGCCUGCUCUCUGCCUUGGGCUCCCUGGGGUUGAUGAUUUGGCUGAUGGCAACACCUCAUAGCCAUGAAACUGAGCAAAAAAGACUGGGACUUCUUGCUGGGUUUGCUUUCCUUACAGGAGUUGGCCUGGGUCCUGCUCUGGAGUUGUGCAUUGCCAUCAACCCCAGCAUCCUUCCCACUGCCUUCAUGGGCACAGCGAUGAUCUUCACCUGCUUUACCCUGAGUGCACUCUAUGCCAGGCGCCGUAGCUACCUCUUUCUGGGAGGUAUCUUGAUGUCAGCCAUGAGCCUGAUGCUCUUGUCUUCCCUGGGGAACCUUUUCUUCGGAUCUAUUUGGCUUUUCCAGGCAAACCUGUAUGUGGGGCUGGUGGUCAUGUGUGGCUUUGUCCUUUUUGAUACUCAACUCAUUAUUGAAAAAGCUGAAAAUGGAGAUAAGGAUUAUAUCUGGCACUGCGUUGACCUCUUCUUAGAUUUUGUUACUCUCUUCAGAAAACUCAUGAUGAUCCUGGCUAUGAAUGAGAAGGAUAAGAAGAAAGAGAAGAAGUGAAAUGACCAUCCAGCCUUUCCCAUUUGGCUUCCUCUCCCUUCACCCGUCAUUUCCUCUUUGCACACAUUACAGGUGGUGUGUUCUGUGAUAAUGAAAAGCAUCAGAAAAGCUUUUGUACUUUGUGGUUUUCUCUAUUUUGAAUUUUUUGAUCAAAAAAUUGAUUAGCAGAAUAUAGUUUGGAGUUUGGCUUCAUAUUCCUGGGGUUCUUCCCCGCUCCCUUCUCUGUCAACCCCACCUCUAGCGCCUUCCUCUGCUCAGGCUGCCAGGCCACUGUGAUAGAGAGUGGGACCUGCAGAUGGAGCAAACUCCAGGAGUCCACUUUCCGACCGAGCUUCACCAAGUGGACUGGAACUGUUGGGUAGAGCCACCUCGGCCCUUCCUUCCUCAGCAUUUUUCCUCAGCUUUGUUUGAUUUGUGCACAGUUCUGUGGGACUGGGCUGUGUGUUUUCCAUUGUAAAGAAGUUUGCCGGUCCCAUUGUUACUUGGGUUCAUUAUAUCUAAGCUUCUGUCAACCUCUACAAAGAAAAUGAAGAGCCUCUUCUGGUGGAUGCUUUGCUUCCUCUGAGCUGCCCAAGUCCUCCUGGUCUGGCAAACACCUUUCUGCCUUGCCAUCACAGAAGGAAUGUGGAUUUGUAUGUAUUCCUUUUCCCGUCCCUUGUCUGACCCUCAGGGAAUCUGCCUGCUUUCCGUCCAUGGGAUGGGAGAAUUUCAGCACAAAGGGAAGACUAAUUCUUGUCAGGCAUUUAUAAAAAGGCUAAUUAUGUGUGGCAAGAUAGAGCAUGGAUUUCACACACUUCCCCUGGUCUUUAUUUAUUUAUUUUUAUUGGUCAUCACCUUAGUUACAAGUGGCUUUUAUUAGGCAGCUGUGAUUAAAGGUCCCAGGAGAGGAAAGAUAGGGAAGGGGAAUGGUUGAGCCUUUGGGGAUCACUGUAAUUAAUACUGCCAGACAAACCGAGAUAAGGACCUGUUUGGGACAGGGGGACACAAAAUCUCCACUGAAUGGAUCUUGGUUCAGAUCAACAGAAUUGUGAUGUGGGCUGUGAUGACUUGGGAGGCAGCAUUCAUAACAGUCCUUCAGUGCAUUUUUGUCUCAUCCCACCUGGGCAUAAAUAGUGUCAGGCCAGAGAUUUGGGGCAGUAGGUAAAUGUUCACUUUGCAGAUGUACUUUAGUUUUUGGUCUUUUCACCUGGCCGCCUUCUAGGCUGGGCCAGGUGACCAAACCUGGAAGACAUCUGAUUUCCCUGCAGCUUUGUGGUUGCAAGUGUGGGAGGGCAGUACUAAUGGGAAUCACCAGCUCCUUUCCUGUGGGCUGCCACAGUCAGCUGUGGCGAGCAGCCUUUGGAGCAGUUGUGGCUCUGGCUACUCAGGGCUUCAGUGUAAGGGGGACUGAGCCAUCAAAAACUCAUUGCCAGUAGGACACCAUUUUUGGGUCUCCCUGUUUACUACCAGUUUGGCCCAGUGGCUACUGGUUCACAGUGUGCCACAUCACUGUGCCAUCCCAUGAAAUAGUUUGUUCCCAGGCUGUGUGGAUUCCUGGAGUGGCUUGCUGCCCAGAAUGGCUUGCUUCUACCAAGGAUGCUGCCCUCUGAUUUAGCUGCUGCGUCCAUCCUCUGGCUUGAGAACUUACUAAAGGGGCUUCCUUCCCAUUAAACCCCCAGUAGCAACUGUCCAUAAAUUUGUUGAUUCUCUGCUAGGCCUGAGAAUCUGAAUUAACAUCUCUUGAAGCCAAACUUCACCUCUUGUGCUUUUUUGCUUGGGAUAAAGGAGUUUUUCUUUAGAAACAGUGCCAAGAAUGACAAGAUAUAAAAAACUAAUUUUAAAGAAAAUGACUAACAGAUUUUUAAUACAGUAAUCACUGUAAUUAUCACUUUCUUUUCUAGUUCCUUGGUUUUCAGCUCAGGCUGCAUUCUCUAACUCAUACUGUGAAGACAAAGGUGUUUUUGAUUCAGAAAUAUAUGAAGUCUACAUAGUCUUAAUUUGUAAAAAAUAAAGAAAAUUCCUUAACCUUU